AGCUACCUGGAGAUGGAGAAAAUAUUCAAAGUAUACGUAUACCCAGACGGUGAGCUCCCAAUAGCUCAUGAUGGCCCGUGCAAGGACAUAUACUCAAUUGAAGGAAGAUUCCUCCAUGAGAUGGAACAUGGUCCAGGGAGGUUUAGGACCAACGACCCCAAUGCCGCUCACGUUUACUUCUUGCCAUUCAGUGUUACUUGGAUGGUGAAGUAUCUCUAUACUCCACUUUCAUACAAUGUCACUCCUUUAAAGCAGUUUGUGUCUGACUAUGUGAGACUCAUAUCCAUGAGGCAUCCCUUCUGGAAUACAACUCAUGGUGCCGACCACUUCAUGCUUUCCUGUCAUGAUUGGGCUCCUCAUGCAUCACAGGGAAAUCCCUUCCUCUACAACACCUCAAUCCGUGUCAUGUGCAACGCCAACACCUCAGAGGGCUUUAACCCUCGAAAGGACGUGUCCCUUCCAGAAAUCCACCUUUAUGGAGGCGAAGUCUCCCCCAAACUUCUCUCGCCCCCAUCCAACAACACCCCACGCCGCUACCUCGCCUUCUUCUCCGGCGGUCUGCACGGUCCAAUCCGCCCCAGCCUCCUCCACCACUGGAAGAACCACGACGCUGACAUUCGCGUCUACGAAUACCUCCCCAAAGACCUUGACUACUACUCCUUCAUGCUCAACUCCAAGUUCUGUCUUUGUCCCAGUGGCCACGAAGUGGCCAGUCCCAGAAUCGUGGAAGCAAUUUAUGCCGAAUGCGUUCCCGUGAUCCUUUCCAAGUAUUACGUGUUGCCCUUCAGUGAUGUGCUGCAAUGGGAGGCGUUUUCGGUGCAGGUGGACGUUUCAGAUAUUCCGAGGUUGAAAGAGAUUCUUAGUGCAAUUUCCGAGGAUGAAUAUUGGAAGCUCAAGGAGGGAGUGAAGGCUGUGAGGAAGCAUUUUACACUGAAUCGGCCUGCCAAGAGAUUCGAUGUAUUUCACAUGAUCUUGCACUCUAUAUGGUUAAGGAGACUAAACAUACAACUCAGAUAGAAAAUUUUCAGUUUUCUCUUAUACAUAUUAUAAACUCAUCACUCUCUGCCCUUUAAUACGAAUCCCAUGGAUUCAUUAUUUGAACCUAAAUUGUAUUUUCCAAUCUAACCCCCUCCUUUC
Messenger RNA from Vigna umbellata (rice bean), 1137 nucleotides. The record is from RefSeq and is a predicted model, not a curated record. Lineage: Eukaryota; Viridiplantae; Streptophyta; Magnoliopsida; Fabales; Fabaceae.